AUGAGUUCAUUAAAUGAACCACCAGUUCUUGGAGCUGGGCAACCACUCGGGACUCGACUAAAAGGAUGGUUUUUCGCAGCAGCUAUGCUUCUUUCUGCAUUUUUCGGAGUUCUGUACAUUGUCACCCCUCUUGUCGUAUUAUUAUUCUUCAAGCCACGUCUUUGGCGACAGAUGCUCGAUAGGCUGGUUGGAAUUUGGGUGAUUAUGCCGGGUGCACUGUGCAACUACAUCUUCGGAGCUAACAUCAGAAUCAAAGGAGAUUUCAUCAAACACGAUGAGCCAGCUCUUAUCAUUAUGAAUCAUCGUACUCGUCUUGAUUGGCUGUUCUUCUGGAAUGCUCUCUACAAAAUGGAUCCAUGGUUGUGCACAUCAGAGAAGAUUUCACUGAAAGGGAUGCUAAAAUACGUGCCAGGAGCCGGGUGGGCAAUGCAAGCAGCUUCUUAUAUCUUCUUGGAUAGAUCCUUCGAUACGGACAAAACAAAAUUGGACAAUAUUCUGAAUUAUUAUGCGGAAACUGAAUACAAAUAUCAGCUCCUUUUGUUCCCAGAAGGAACUGACAAAUGUCCGAAAGCAACAGAAAGAAGUCGAGUGUUCGCUGAAAAGAAGGGUCAUGUUCACUAUCAAUACGUGCUCCAUCCACGUGUCACUGGCUUCGUGCAUAUUGUUCAAGAAAUGAGAAAAGCGAACAAUAUCAACUACAUCUAUGACGUAUCCAUUGGAUUCGGUGAUGCUAUUGUUCAAUCGGAAGUUGAUAUUGCUGCUCAUGGAGCUUGUCCAAAAGAAAUCUACUAUCAAGUCAUCAAAUACCCGAUCGAUAGAAUCCCAAAAAGUGACGAAGCUCUCGGCCAAUGGCUGAUUAAUCUUUGGAGAGAAAAGGAAGAGAAACUCAGAAAAUUCUACGAAAUGCCACGUAACAUCCGCCAGUUCCCAGAUACACCAGAUGGAAUGGAAUAUGAACUUGACAACAACACAGACAUGGCUCAGAAGUGGCUUAUCGGUUUCUGGUGCUUCACUACUAUUUUCUGGAUGUUCAUGUUCUUCGAAAGUGCCUUCAUGUUCUACUGGGCUGUAAUUGCCUGUAUCUUCUACGCAGCUGUACAUAAAAUCUACGGAGGUCUGGAAUUCCUCGCAAUGGAUCGAUUCAACGCAUCAAAACAAUACGGAGUUGUCGGACAAGACGCUGAAGUUCUCAAUACCUGA
Molecule: messenger RNA, 1200 nt
Organism: Caenorhabditis remanei
Lineage: Eukaryota; Metazoa; Nematoda; Chromadorea; Rhabditida; Rhabditidae
Exons: 4
Coding region: 1-1200 (399 amino acids)
Cellular component (GO): endomembrane system
Molecular function (GO): acyltransferase activity
Source: RefSeq, a predicted model, not a curated record